AUGUCUUCUGAUCAAUCCAUUGGCACGGCCGCCACGGCCAGAGUCAACACGCCUUUCAUCACCUACAACGGCCUUGACCCUAUCAAGAAGGCCGUCCUCGACAAGAUCCCAGUCGGCUGUCUUCGUGACAAGACUGAUGGCGAAGUCUCUCGCGCCAUGACCUUUGCCAACAAGGUUCCCAAGCUCGAAGUGCACAACAAUGGGACCACAACCUUCCACUCUUGGGUCAAGAUGAUGGAACCCACCCUUCGCAUCUUCGCACGCAACAGAGCAGAAGGGAUCAUCAAGGACACCGCUGAAGGGAGCGUCGAGGCUUACCAGCGCUACUUCGGAUACCCUUGGACCCCUCGCGAUGGAUACGACAAGGCGGAGCUCCUUGAAUACAGCUUGGCCAAGGAUCAGCGCGAACAGGAUGACAUCCAGAUUGGUAACAUCAUCAUCGCCACACUCGACCGCAAGGUGAUCCUCUCUAUCCUUGAUGGAUCCCCCGAAGCAGGCAGUGGCAAGGCACUUUGGAAGAAGAUUCACGCACGCUUCCUCGCUAAAGGCCCCGGCGCUCGCACCAUGGUCAACACCGCGCUCAUCACGUACAACUCCACCAAUAAGUCUGUCGAGACAAUCAUCAACGAACUUCGAGCGAUCUUCGAGCACUGGUUGAUGACCGUGGGCACCGAGAUCGACGAGCAAGACAAGGUGUCACACCUACUCCGUGUCCUUCCACCCCACCUCAGCCACUUCGUUGCUAUUGUGGGAGACCAACUUCAGAGGGACGGCACAGUCACCUUCGACGACGUGGCGCGACGUGCGCUCUACCAAGACCAGAUGAGGCUCAACCAAGAGCAGCAGAUGCAAUGGCGCAACGCCAUCCCAGCCAUGGAUACUGGCAACCAAGUCCCCCGACUUGCUAUUGGGUACUCUGCCCAGAACUCCCAACUCGUACCGACUGUAACGGAUUGCCUACCCGCCCUAAGUAUCGUAUUGUGACUCGUACAAGACUCUACCCGUAGCCGCGUAUAACUAACACACAAAAGCAACACAAAACAGACUCAUAGCUAUCCGACCCGUAUCACGUGCCCAGCUUCGUACGACCAGAUCUCUGAAAACUAUAAAACAUCUUCCCAGUAGCUCUUUUGUCUCUUAACUUCUUUGAUUCCUUC
Jaminaea rosea is the source of this 1157-nucleotide messenger RNA. RefSeq lists its product as hypothetical. The transcript has a single exon. Bases 1 to 984 code for a protein of 327 amino acids. Lineage: Eukaryota; Fungi; Basidiomycota; Exobasidiomycetes; Microstromatales. The record is from RefSeq and is a predicted model, not a curated record.